This is a messenger RNA of Miscanthus lutarioriparius, 462 nucleotides long. NCBI's taxonomy places the organism in Eukaryota, Viridiplantae, Streptophyta, Magnoliopsida, Poales, Poaceae. The record is from the annotation of a GenBank genome assembly.
AUGGAGGAAUGUGAAGUGGAGGGCUCUUCGCCUAGAUACGUGGUCUACAAUGCAUCAAACAAUGAACUUGUGAGGACUCAAACCCUUGUGAAGAGUGCCAUUGUGCAAGUUGAUGCUGCCCCAUUCAAGCAGUGGUACCUCACUCACUAUGGAGUUGACAUCUGUAGGAAGAAAAAGGCUCCUGCUACAAAGAAGGAAUCUGCUGAGGGACAAGAGGGUGAUGCAGCAGCUGAGGAAACAAAGAAGAGCAACCAUGUCAAGAGGAAGCUUGAGGAGCAUCAGAAGGGACGUGAGCUUGACGCUCACAUUGAAGAGCAAUUUGGCAGUGGAAGCUUGUUGGCGUGCAUUUCUUCCCGCCCUGGACAGUGUGGCCGAGCUGAUGGGUACAUCCUUGAGGGUAAAGAGCUUGAGUUCUACAUGAAGAAGCUUCAGCACAAGAAGGGCAAGGAAGCUGCAGCUUAG